AUUUCAAAAGUUUGAAAGCUUAAAAAUGUUUCGGCAGAUCUGCCUUAUUGGUCUUUUCUGCGUUAUUGGAGUCAUCUCCAGAAGCCUUGAAGUUGAAGAUGAUGUGCAAAAGAACGUCCCAUCUUGGGUAGAGGAUUCGCAGAAUUUCAUGAUUGGUGGUCAGGCGGCUUUUGCUGGACAAUUUCCUCAUGUAGCUUCCGUGAGAAACACUGCAAAUGUACACGUUUGUGGUGGCUUCAUCAUCAACAAUCGCUGGGUUGUUUCAUCAGCUCUCUGCACUGUAAAUCGCACACCAGACGAUACGUGGAUAAUUGUUGGAGCACUCCAACUGAGUAAUGGUGGUACAAAUGUCUUCACUUCCAACAUAAUCAACCAUCCUGACUAUAUAAACAUAGGAAUGAUGAAUGAUAUUUCUCUUCUUCAAACACGUGAUUCUAUAACAUUUAGUAAUUUGGUUCAGCCCUUAGAACUUGGAUCUACAUUUAUUGGUUCUGGCUAUCAAGCUACCUUUGCUGCAUGGGGAGCUACAGCUUCUACUGGCCCUUUAAUAAGCAUCCUCCAAUGGCAGCCUAUGAUGACUAUUGGCAAUCAAGAGUGUGAGUGGCAAAUGCCAUCCAUGCCAAUCUUCAACAAUAACAUUUGUGCAAUCACUCACGUUGGUCGGGGUAUGUGUAGAGGUAAUCUCGGAUCAGCACUUAUUAUUGGAAACAACGCCAUUGGGACGUAUUCAUGGAGUCCUGGAGGAUGUGCUUCAGGCUUUCCAGAAGUCUUUUCUCGUAUAUCCUCCCAUCGUGAAUGGAUUCUUUCACAUACUUGUUAAGCCAAUGCCCUUGAUAAGAAUUGAUAAAUAAAAAUU
This is a messenger RNA of Lutzomyia longipalpis, 856 nucleotides long. RefSeq names its product trypsin alpha-3-like. Gene Ontology annotation, biological process: proteolysis. Bases 26 to 820 code for a protein of 264 amino acids. The record is from RefSeq and is a predicted model, not a curated record. Gene Ontology annotation, molecular function: serine-type endopeptidase activity. The transcript has 2 exons. Lineage: Eukaryota; Metazoa; Arthropoda; Insecta; Diptera; Psychodidae.